Messenger RNA from Anarrhichthys ocellatus (wolf-eel), 683 nucleotides. RefSeq names its product cell surface glycoprotein MUC18-like. The annotation marks the transcript as partial. Lineage: Eukaryota; Metazoa; Chordata; Actinopteri; Perciformes; Anarhichadidae. The transcript is spliced from 5 exons. The record is from RefSeq and is a predicted model, not a curated record.
UGUGUGUGUGUGUGUGUGUGUGUGUGUGUGUGUAGAUCUCGACCCUGCCAUUGUGAUGCCUAAAGACUCUGUUGUGGUGGCUCAAGGAGCGGAGCUGACGGCCACCUGCAACGCCCUCUCUUCUCUCCAGACACAGACAGUCUGGCUGAAGGAUGGAGAGGCGGUUUCAAUGGGCAACAGUUUGAUCCUGAAGGACGCGACGUUUGACUCAGCAGGGGAGUACGUGUGUGUGGUGACUGUUCUUGAGAUUGAGGGAAUGGAAACCAGCGGGACACUUCAUGUAGAAGUCCAAGGCCCACCAGAGAUCAUGAAGCCAGACGACACAGAGAUGGAGGAGAGUUUUGGGACGACAGUCGAUCUGAGCUGUAGUGUCAGAGGUUUCCCUACUCCCAGCGUUACCUGGACCACCUCUGAUGGAAAGAUCCUCCCGACAGCAUCUCAAAUAGAGAGCUGGGGUGAAGUCCAUAGUGUGGUCAGCAUCAAAGUCACCUCUGACAUUACGGCUUUCUGCAAUGCCUCCAACGAUUUCGGCAAGGACGCGUUGACCUUCAACAUCGCAGCCACUAUAAACACCACCACACCAGCCACAACUAGCACUAGCACUAGCACUACCACGACCACUACAACUACAACUACCGCUACCAAUACCUCUGCCACAGGUAAGACCACAGUCACUCUUCACC